AUGACUGCAACACUAGAUGACAUCUUAACUAAAGCCUUGUUAGAGACCCUGACUGAGCCAGGGAACCCAGCUAAGCUAAUGCCUAACCUGGAAAAUGUGGUGCUUUGUCGCGAGUCCCAAGUGUCCACCUUGCAGUCCCUGUUUGGAGAGAGACAUCAUUUCAGCUUUCCAUCUAUUUUUAUUUAUGGACAUACUGCCAGUGGAAAGACCUAUGUAACACAAACUUUGUUGAGAAGUUUAGAGCUUCCACAUGUCUUUGUGAAUUGUGUUGAAUGCUUUACUUUGAGACUGCUUUUGGAACAAAUUUUAAACAAAUUGAAUCAUCUUACUUCUUCAGAGGGUGAAUGUUCUGCUCACAUAACCUGUGAAACAUUUAAUGACUUUGUUCGCUUAUUUAAACAAAAAAUAACUGAAGCUGAAAAUCUCAAGGAUCAGACUGUAUAUAUUGUUCUAGAUAAAGCCGAGUAUCUAAGAGAUAUGGAAGCAAACCUUUUACCUGGAUUUCUUAGAUUACAAGAAUUGACUGACAGAAAUGUGACUGUUAUCUUUCUCAGUGAAAUUGUUUGGGAAAAGUUUCGUCCAAAUACCGGAUGCUUUGAACCAUUUGUCUUGUAUUUCCCUGAUUAUAGCAUAGGGAACCUGCAGAAGAUCCUAUCUCAUGAUCAUCCUCCAGAGUAUUCAGCUGAUUUCUAUGCUGCCUACAUUAACAUUCUUCUUGGAGUUUUCUACACUGUCUGUCGAGAUUUGAAAGAGCUCCGGCAUCUGGCAGUACUUAAUUUUCCUAAAUAUUGUGAACCUGUGGUUAAAGGAGAAGCAGGUGAACGUGAUACUCGCAAGCUCUGGAGAAACAUUGAACCUCAUUUGAAGAAAGCCAUGCAGACUGUUUAUCUCAGAGAAAUAUCAAGUUCACAAUGGGAAAAGCUACAGAAAGAUGACACAGAUCCAGGACAACUGAAAGGUCUUUCAGCAUAUACUCAUGUGGAACUUCCGUACUACUCUAAAUUUAUCCUCAUUGCUGCAUACCUCGCUUCUUAUAAUCCAGCAAGAACUGACAAGAGGUUUUUCCUUAAGCAUCAUGGGAAAAUCAAGAAAACCAGUUUUUUAAAGAAACAUGAAAAGACAAGCAAUCAUCUCCUCGGACCAAAACCAUUUCCAUUAGACAGAUUAUUAGCAAUAUUAUAUAGUAUUGUGGACAGCAGAGUUGCUCCAACAGCAAAUAUCUUCUCCCAGAUUACCUCUUUAGUGACCCUUCAGCUGUUAACCCUGGUUGGCCAUGACGAUCAGCUUGAUGGACCAAAAUACAAAUGCACAGUGUCUCUAGACUUCAUCAGAGCUAUUGCUAGGACGGUGAACUUUGACAUAAUAAAAUACUUGUAUGAUUUCUUGUGA
This is a messenger RNA of Rangifer tarandus platyrhynchus (Svalbard reindeer), 1389 nucleotides long. The record is from the annotation of a GenBank genome assembly. Lineage: Eukaryota; Metazoa; Chordata; Mammalia; Artiodactyla; Cervidae.